Molecule: messenger RNA, 2587 nt
Organism: Salvia miltiorrhiza (redroot sage)
Lineage: Eukaryota; Viridiplantae; Streptophyta; Magnoliopsida; Lamiales; Lamiaceae
Product: cell division control protein 48 homolog C-like
Exons: 10
Coding region: 45-2384 (779 amino acids)
Biological process (GO): ribosome biogenesis
Cellular component (GO): nucleus
Molecular function (GO): ATP binding; ATP hydrolysis activity; preribosome binding
Source: RefSeq, a predicted model, not a curated record
ACUAUUAUCAUUCGAACAGGUGUGCAUAUUGCAGUGACCUAAACAUGCCCUCCAGUCACCGGGAAACUUGUUUUUCCGGCAAAAAAUCGAGCAUGGCUGGAGAAAGAGGCAGCGCCGUUGGGCCUCUCUAUCCGCGUGAAGAACAAGUUCUGCGCAGCCACAUCGAGUCCGCCGUCGCCGGCCGAAAACAGUUCACCGCAAGUGCAACUGGUGGAGCUCCUCUGCUCCAACUUCCCGGAAGCAUUACUCCGCUUUCGUGCAGGAGAGACGAUGCCAUGGACGAGCCAACUAGGAAGCGGCAAAAAAUAGACGAGACUCGGAAUGCGAGUAGGCAAAUUGAGGUAUUUAGGGCAUACGCUUCUGCUAGUUAUUCGGAUUCCAACGGUAGGGAAGUCGAUCCUUCUAAGAGGGAUGAAUCUGGUGGUGAUGGGAGAAAGAUGCGCGACGGUGCGAGGAGGGAUGCGAAUGGGGUUAAUGGGGCAAUUGUUGGGGAUUUAGAGGGAGUUAAUGAAUUAGGCGAUGGUAAGACAGAGAUGAACAAGAAUGGCGAAGGUGAGAGGAGGGAUGUGAAUAUCUGGCCACUGUUUAGUGAUUUUGGUGGGUUGCAUAUGAUGAUUGAUAAAUUUCGGGAGGUGAUUUUGCCACUGCAUCAGUGGAAGUUACUACGCCACUUUGGAGCUGAACCUAUGACCGCAGUUCUGUUGCACGGGCCUCGGGGGUGUGGGAAAACCGCAUUGGCCCGAGCCUUUGGCAAUGAGGCUGGAGUGCCGUUCUUUGAAACAUCUGCUGCUGCACUGAUGUCUGGAGUUACAGGUACCCUAGAAUUGUUCUGCAGAGCAUACCGGAAAGCACCAUCUAUUGUGUUCAUUGAUGAAAUUGAUGCAUUGACUUCAGAAAUGGGAAGUUUGCGUCCGUGCCCAGUAAAACAGUUGAUGGCUUGCAUGGAUGAACCUGUAAAUGACGGUUCUGAUUCUGAAAGUUCUAAUAGUGGACCUGGCUAUGUGCUGAUGAUUGGAGCAACCAAUAAACCUGAUGCUAUUGACCCCGCCUUAAGGCGGAGGUUUGAUCGUGAAUUUCGUAUACGUGUUCCAGAGAAAUAUGAUCGGCGUGACAUAUUAUCUGUUCUAACACGUAAUCUUAAGCUUGAAGUUGGUUUUGAUCUUUCAAAGUUAGCUGAGUGGACUCUGGGUUUUGUAGCAGGAGACUUGGUAGCACUAGUAAAAGAGGCUCGUAAGGUUGCUGUGAAAAGAGCCAUUUACAAUAGAGUAUUUAAGGAUAAGAGAGAACUGGGAUUUGACGUUUCGUUUAGAGAAUGUUCCAGAAAACCAUUUUCAGAUGAAGAACUGGAGAACCUCAGCAUAGCCAUGCAUCAUUUUGUGGAAGCUGGUAUGUUGGUUCACCCUUCUGCUAAAAUGGAAGGUUUCUCCACCACACCAUAUGCAAAGUGGGGUGAUGUUGGAGGCCUUCAAUUUUUGAAAUUGGAGUUUGAACGUGGUGUAGUUAAGCCUAUAAAGUUUCCUCUAGUUUAUCAGGAUCUUCGGGUGUACUAUUGUGACACCUUUUUCCUUUAUGGUCCUUCUGGCUGUGGAAAGACAUUGAUUGUCAAGGCUUUGGCUAGAGAAGCAGGAGCCAAUUUCAUGCAUAUCAAGGCCCGUGAACUACUGAAGUUUGGCGAUCAGAGUGAUACGGUGGUGCAAAAUAUUUUCAGUUAUGCAAAUUCUCACCCUCCAUGUAUAGUUUUCUUUGAUGAGUUGGACGUAAUGACCUCAUGUGGCGAUGAAGACAAAGACAAAGACAAAGAUGAAGAGGAAGACAAGGACAAGGACAAGGACAAGGACAAGGACAACGGCGAAGGCAAAGGUGAAGACAAAGGCGAAGACGAUGACGAUGACGAAGACGGAAACAAUUGGGGCGAUUGGCCAUGGCCGGACUUUAGACAGCUAGUAUCAGAGACCGGUAGUUUAUCGACUAAGAAAGGUGUUUACGUGAUUGGUGCAUCAAGUAGGCCAGAGAUCAUGAGUCAUAUCCUUUCCAUCAGAGAUUAUUUUGGUGCAAUUCGGUAUGUUCCUCUUCCUACUCCAAAAGAAAGAGGAGCAAUAUUGAAAGCUCUUGCUCGAGGCAAGCCAAUAGAUGCCGAUGUGGACCUGAUGGCCCUAGGAAAAGACGUAGCUUGUGGAAAUUUUAGUGGUGACGAUCUAUCUGCUUUGAUGAGAGAAGCUUCUCAUUUUGCCAUUGAUCGACCGUCAUUGUCCAGUGGGGGUUGCAUGACCAUCAAAGAUGCAGAUUUCAAGAGGGCGUUGGCGAAAGUCUCCCCGUCUCUCUCAUCCACGGAAGUCAAGAACUGGGAGCUUCAUGCGAAGAAGAUGGAAUCUAUGCCUUGGUAGAUAUUUGUUAACUUCCCUAUGUAAUUAUAGAUGUAUGUAUAUGUGAAUGGAGUGAGUUUUCAACACAUAUUUUUGAGCAUGUUAGUAACGUAACAAAUAUUUGUGCGAGACCGGGUCGAAAUAUGUCUAUGUGCUUUGGAUCUUUGUAGUUUUUUUAGUAUUUGGAUUCUGGUAUAAAUAUUGUUGGACUAAUUGUCGAAAAA